UACCAACGUCACAAACAUACUUGACAACGUUGGUGAUUCCUUCAAUACUACACGGAAGAAUCGAAUGGCUUGAAAUGGAUUCAAAGUUGUACAAAAGUAUUACGGAAUGCGAUGCCAGGGCAGUCUGGCCUAUGGUUAGAAAUAUUGUGGCAGCUCAACUUAUGGGACCUGGAGUAAUUCCUAUACCGUAUUUGAUGGAUGCACAGUAUUACGAUCAUGGUUCUAUAAUAGUCAAAGAAUCACUUUCUAAAAUGGAAAGACUGAAAGGUGUAAGACCCGGAAUUAUAACAAUUGGAAGGCUUAAAGAUUUUAUUGACGACCCAAAAGAUACAAAUCUCAAGGAAUGGCCCAAAACAAAGAAGGCCUCAGAUCGAAUGAAUCCAACGUUUACAUUCGAGGAGACAGCUUUAAAAAAUAAGCUACGUAAAACUGUGACAGUUGAGAUAGAUGCAUGUGAACGAUACACCAUGGAGAACAUCCCUGGAGAGGAUGAUGUCACGGUUGGAUUGGAUGAAAGAGGAUUUCAGUAUGUAAACAAGAUAUAUCUGGUAUACGAGGUAUGCUAUGCAGACAAAAUAGCAGUGACCGUCGGAAUAGGUAAUGAAACGGACAGAGUAGAAAUAGAUCAACGAGUUCCUAUUGGUUUCAAAAUGCGAAAAUACAAACUUAAAGAAAAUGGCGCACUCGGAAAGCCUAAAGACCAACCAAAUAAGUCGAAGUUUCAAUGGAUAAAACGAGCCCACUUUCGGAAUCCAAUGGACGAUUUACCUGAUAUACCCGAUGAGUGAUCAUUUUUUUUUUGUAAAAGAUAUAUAUUAGAUUCAAAUGAUUAAUGAUUUGUAUCUGACUUUUUUUCUUGUAUGCUUUUAUGUCUUAGCAAAUUAAAGUUACCUGAGCAUGCUGUUACGCAAACUCUAUUUUUCCAUAACUCAUUCUUCUUAAUGUUAAUUUAUCUGUUUUAUCCAUACUUUUGUAUAUAAUAAUAAAUUGUAAUUACCAAAUAAAUGAAUACGCAAUA
Messenger RNA from Mytilus trossulus (common blue mussel), 1018 nucleotides. RefSeq lists its product as uncharacterized. The record is from RefSeq and is a predicted model, not a curated record. The transcript is spliced from 3 exons. NCBI's taxonomy places the organism in Eukaryota, Metazoa, Mollusca, Bivalvia, Mytilida, Mytilidae. Bases 75 to 788 code for a protein of 237 amino acids.